This is a messenger RNA of Stomoxys calcitrans (stable fly), 6004 nucleotides long. RefSeq names its product CD109 antigen (gene Mcr). The coding region runs from base 205 to 5568 and encodes 1787 amino acids. The transcript is spliced from 7 exons. Lineage: Eukaryota; Metazoa; Arthropoda; Insecta; Diptera; Muscidae. Gene Ontology annotation, cellular component: extracellular region. Gene Ontology annotation, molecular function: endopeptidase inhibitor activity; protein binding. The record is from RefSeq and is a predicted model, not a curated record.
CAUUUUUCAGUUUCGUUUCGGUUGUUUCGUUGACUUUUUCUUAUUUACAUUUUUUAAAAAUCUAAAAUUGCUAGGUUAAACAUAAUACAGUUCAGUUAUUCUAUUUACAAUGUGCCAAUGCGCACUAAAAGCAUAAAAUUUCAGUGAAAUAAGUGUUAGAAAGAUUUUCUUCCGAAGCACCAAGUGGUGAACUGACGGCAAAAUAUGACCGGACUACGCCAACGGUGGUGCCUUAAUUCAUUGCUGUUAUUUAAAGUGUUGUGCAUUUUAAUAACGAGAGCAGUCGCUCAACAAGAUUUCUAUCAACAGAAUCAAUACUCGACACCAUCUACAGUGAACUAUGAUGGGUACAACAACAACAACAAUAAUAAUAACAACAACAAUAAUCCCUACAAUAAUAACGAUCCGUUUAAUCAAAAUGUUAACCUAAAUAAUAUAAACGAUCGUACGCGCUACCGUACUGAUAACAAUAACUUGAAUGACUUGGAUCAGGAUUUUGGCAAACGUCCCGGAUCAUCGUUCGUUGACGAAGAGCCAUCUUUGAAUCGUGGAAAAUCGUCGUAUAAUGUGAAAACAACAUUUCUGGAAGCGUAUCAUGCCAAAGAACCCACAUACUUUAUAGUUGCAUCACGCAUGGUGCGGCCUGGUCUCAUUUAUCAGGUUGCUGUCAAUAUACUGCAGGCUCAGUAUCCGACCACCGUACAUGCCAGUAUCUCUUGUGAUGGGGUACAAAUAAGUGGUGAAUCGAAAGAAGUCAAAGAAGGUGUUCCAGAAACAUUGCUUAUGCGUGUGCCUCCCACUAGUGUCGGUGGUGAAUAUAAGUUGCGCGUUGAAGGCUUUUACAAUAAUGUUUUCGGCGGUUUAGCAUUCCUCAAUGAGACACGCUUGACCUUUUCGCAACGUUCAAUGACCAUCUUUAUACAAACGGACAAACCUUUGUAUAUGCAAGGCGAAACUGUACGUUUUCGGACUGUGCCCAUUACAACUGAGUUGAAAGGGUUCGAUAAUGCCAUUGAUGUCUAUAUGCUGGAUCCGAAUCGUCACAUCGUUCGUCGUUGGUUGUCCAGACAGUCCAAUUUAGGCUCCGUCUCUUUGGAAUACAAACUUUCUGAUCAACCCACCUAUGGUGAAUGGACAAUACGAGUCAUAGCACAGGGACAGACAGAAGAAAGUCAUUUCUCAGUGGAGGAGUACUAUCAAACACGCUUCGAAGUUAAUGUCACAAUGCCAGCUUACUUUUUCAACACUGAUCCCUUCAUAUAUGGCACUAUUAUGGCCAACUUUACAAGUGGAGCACCCGUUAAGGGAAAUCUCACUCUAAAGGCAAGAAUUAAGCCGAUUGGAUACUACAGCAAUCAAAUACUCAAUGAGAAAUUCCGCUUAGGCAGAUCACCAUUGGAGUUGGCGGCUAGCCUAGAGUACGAACAACGUCGACGCUACGAUCCGAAUUUUAAUCCCAACUAUAAUCCCAAUUACAACCAGAAUUAUAAUCCCAACAUUAAUCCCAAUAUUAAUCCCAAUAUAAAUCCCGAGUUGCAAGGACAAUUGCCUCAGGAUCAACAGUAUAAUAUCAAUCAAUACGAACGGGAUCAGCUCUACCAAUUCGAUGAGGAGUGGCCAUUUUGGGUUAAAAAACCGGAUGUCGCCGAAACUUUUGACCCUUGGACAGGCGAAUAUAGGAAAACUUUACCAUACUUGAAAUAUUUCAAUGGUACUUUCAACUUUAAGUGGCCAAUGCGCGAUUUAUUGAACUUUAUUCCCAACUUGUCUGAUGUUGAGGUUCUGAUUACUGCGACCGUAGGGGAAAAAUUCUACGAUGAAAUAAUUGCUGGCUAUUCUAUUGCUAGAAUUUAUAAUUCCAGCAUGCGCGUAAAUUUCUUGGGAGAAAGUCCACAAGUAUUCAAACCUGCUAUGCCGUUCACCACAUACUUGGCUGUGGAAUACCAUGACGGUUCCCCCAUAGACGAAAAUAUGCUGCGUCAAGGCACGAUGGAAGUUUCGGGUUUUGUAGAGAGUAAAUCUGGCGGAAGACGCGACUGGCCUUUGCAACGCCUCAAGAUGAUGACACAGUCGCCGGGUGUAUGGGAGGUGAAAAUCGAUUUACGCCAUGACUUGCAAUUGGACGAGCGCCCGCAAUCAAGAGACUUCCUCAACGGCGUUUCCCAAAUGCGUUUGCAGGCGCAUUUCAUAGACCCAAAAGGUGAGCGGCCACAAGCAGAACUGCUUCUGGUUUCUCACUACUCGCCUCGCAAUCAGCACAUUAAAGUGACAACCAGUACAGAGGCACCAGUUGUAGGCGAAUAUAUCAUUUUCCACAUUAGAACAAACUUCUUCCUGGAGGACUUUAACUAUUUAAUAAUGUCGAAAGGAGUAAUAUUGAUGAACGAUCGUGAAACGAUACGCGAGGGCAUCAAGACUAUAGCCGUUGUGCUUAGUGCCGAAAUGGCCCCAGUUGCCACCAUAGUUGUUUGGAAAAUCACACCGCAGGGGCAAAUCGUUGCUGACUCUCUAACCUUCCCCGUUAAUGGAAUAUCAAGGAACAAUUUCACCGUUUACAUCAAUAAUCGCAAAGCUAGAACGGGAGAAAAGGUUGAAGUUGCUAUAUUCGGUGAGCCGGGUUCCUAUGUGGGUUUAUCUGGCAUUGACUCGGCAUUCUACACAAUGCAAGCUGGAAAUGAGUUGACAUAUGCCAAAAUCAUCACAAAAAUGUCCACAUUUGAUGAGCAGACGAAUGGUACCUAUAAACACAUCUGGCAUUCACAUGCUGGCAACCCCGAUGAGUUGGUCUACUUCCCAGCCUCGUCUUUCGGCAUUGAUGCAAAUCGUACGUUUGAGUACAGCGGCUUGGUUGUAUUCACAGAUGGGCAAGUGCCCCGCAGAUAUGACAAUUGCAAUUUUACUCUAGGCUACGGUGAAUGUUUGUCGGGACGUUGCUAUCGUUUGGAAAAGAAAUGUGAUGGUCUAUUUGAUUGCGAUGAUGGCACGGACGAAAUUGGAUGCCGCGUGCGAAAUGACACGGAAUUAGAGAAUUAUCGCAAAUAUCGUUUUAAUCGUGUAUUGCGGCACUAUGAGAAUGUUUGGCUAUGGCGCGAUGUAAACAUCGGGCCUCAUGGUCGCUAUAUCUUCAAUAUUGAGGUACCAGAUAGGCCAGCCUAUUGGAUGGUAAGUGCCUUCAGCGUUAGCCCUUCCAAAGGGUUUGGCAUAUCAAAACAACCCAUCGAGUACGUGGGUGUUCAACCGUUCUUCAUCAACGUUGAAAUGCCUACCGACUGUCGUCAGGGAGAACAAAUCGGCAUUCGAGUAACGGUCUUCAACUAUAUGACUACACCCAUUGAAGCCAACGUGGUUCUACAUGAUAGUCCAGACUAUAAAUUUGUGCAUGUGGAAGAAAACGGUAUUGUGCGUUCCUACAAUCCUCGCACAUCGUUUGGCGAGCACGAGUUCUUCAUUUACUUGGACGCCCAGGGAACAUCGAUCGUGUACGUACCCAUUGUGCCGCAACGACUGGGCGAUAUUGACGUAACCUUACAUGUGGCAACUCUUCUCGGCACUGAUGAGAUAACACGAAAGCUUCAUGUGGAAUCCGAUGGUUUGCCUCAGUAUCGUCAUCAGUCGAUUCUGUUGGAUCUUUCAAACCGCGCCUAUGUAUUCGAAUACAUGCAUGUCAAUGUUACCCAAACGCCAGAGAUUCCAUACCAAGCUGAUCGUUACUUUGUCUAUGGCUCAAAUAAGGCUCGUAUAUCAGUUGUUGGUGAUGUGGUGGGGCCAAUAUUUCCCACGAUGCCUGUAAACGCCACAUCACUCUUGUACUUACCCAUGGAAUCUGCGGAACAGAAUGCCUUCUCGUUUGCAGCCAAUAUGUACACCCUUCUCUAUAUGCGUCUUAUCAAUCAGAGAAACAAGACGCUGGAAAAGAAUGCUUUCUACCACAUGAAUAUCGGUUAUCAGCGGCAAUUGAGUUACAUGAAGCCGGAUGGUUCAUUUUCGCUAUUCCGCUCCGAUUGGAAUAAUUCCGCUUCUUCUGUGUGGCUUACUGCCUACUGUGUGCGUAUUUUCCAAGAAGCCUCCUUCUAUGAAUGGGAAAACUUCAUUUACAUCGAUUCUUCCAUAAUUGAGAAGAACAUCAGAUGGCUUCUACAGCACCAAACGUCUGAGGGUGCUUUUUAUGAAACAACCUGGUUGCCAGAUCGUAAAAUGAAUAGAACAAAUUUUGCAAACAACACCGCCUUGCACAACCGUAACAUAACACUGACUUCUCAUGUCCUCAUAACACUGGCCACCGUCAAAGAUUUGUCGGGUUCGUUGGGAGCCCGAGUAUCCCUAUCGCAACAAAGGGCCAUAUCUUGGAUAGAACGAAACAUGCAAUUCCUGCAGGACACACCUGAGCCAUACGAUGUCGCUAUUACCGCCUAUGCUCUUUUGUUGAGUAAAUCUCCUAUGGCCGAACACGUUUUUAGCAUUCUCCACCGGCAUGCACGCACCGUAGGCGAUUUUAUGUAUUGGGGUAACAAGGAAUUGCCGCCACCGCCAAAGAAACUAGAAAAUCAAAAAUGGUUCUCCUUGCCACGUCUGCCAUACGAAUACGAUUCGCUUAAUAUUGAAACUACAGCCUACGCCUUGUUGGUGUAUGUGUCUCGACGAGAAUUCAUAAUAGAUCCCAUAGCUCGUUGGCUGAAUGCCCAACGUUUGAACGACGGUGGUUGGGCAUCGACACAGGAUACUAGUGCUGCCUUACGUGCCCUGGUUGAAUACACCGUACACUCGCGUAUUCGCGAAGUGUCUUCGUUGACAGUAGAAAUUGAAGCCUCUUCACAGGGUGGUAAAACUCAGACGCUACACAUUGAUGAUAAGAAUCUGGCUCAAUUGCAAUCCAUAGAGAUUCCCGAUGCUUGGGGUACCGUUAAGGUGCAAGCCAAGGGCGCCGGUUUCGCAAUUCUACAAAUGCACGUGCAGUACAAUGUUGAUGUAGAGAAAUUCCAAACAAAACCGCCUGUACCUGCAUUCAGUUUGGAGAAAAGUGUCAGAUUGUUCGGUAGAAAUCAGUCGCACAUUGAAUAUGUGGUCUGUCAAAACUGGAUACAUCGUCAAGAAUCAGAACGUUCUGGUAUGGCUGUUUUGGAUGUUACCAUACCAACUGGCUAUUGGAUACAACAACAGAAAUUGGAUACUUACGUUCUAAGCAAUAGAGUUAGAAAUUUACGACGAGCCAAAUACCAAAAUUCAAAAGUGAUUUUCUAUUUCGAUUAUCUGGAUCACGAGGAUGUUUGUGUAAAUUUCACCAUUGAACGUUGGUUCCCUGUGGCCAACAUGUCUAGAUAUUUACCCAUACGAGUCUACGAUUAUUAUGCACCAGAGCGCUUUAAUGAAACCAUAUUUGAUGCCUUACCCACUUACCUCUUGAAUAUCUGUGAAGUUUGUGGCAGCUCACAGUGUCCGUACUGUUCCAUAUACAAUAUGGGCUGGCGCGCUUCGAUGUCGGUCUCUUUAGUAAUAUUUAGCGUUUUCGUUUACUUAAUGCGCAGCCGUACGCACGUCCUUCUCAAUGUACUCCACCUAAUGUCAGUCUAGCCAGACCUAGCACACACACACACACAAUCCAAGAUGUAGCAAAUGCAGUGUAUUAUUAGGUUUUUUUAUUAUUACUAUUAUUAUGUAUGUGUAAGAGAAAAAGUCAACAACCACGAUUAAAUAGUGUGAGAUGCAAUUGAAAUUUUCAAAGAAUUCCCACCCUAACUUGAAUAAUACGAAUGAAAUUGAAACGAAACACUUUUAAAUUGAAACUAUAUCCGUCCAUAUUGGUUGCUUGUAAAGAAACCCCUCCAAACAUUUUAUUGUAGUUUAAUUUUUAAGUUUUACAAGAAACUCCAAUCUCAAGUGUACAAACGAACAUGUAUCAGCAACAACCAACAAAGAUUUUUACUUAAGUCGUCUAGUGAAAGAAUCCGAGCAUUUUAUAUAAGUAUGACCAACGGAAAAUCUCUCCCUUUAAAAGCUUUACAACAAA